GGAGACACCAUUGGUAAUCCUCCAAAUUGUUCCCGUCGUUGAAACUUUUAUCUAACUGUGUUGCGUCGAGCUGAUUUUUAUGAAGCGGAAACCCUAAUUUGCUGAGAAAUUUUGAAGUGCUCAGAACCUACGUUGCAGCACAACAAUGGGCAAAAAAGGAGUGACUCAGAAAAGAAGUAGCAGUAAAAGCUCGAAAACCCGCAAAGAUAUCGUCGAAAACCAAUACGAUGACGAGAUUGACGCCUUUCAUAAACAGAGGGAUAUUGUUCCCUUGGAUGUCGAUGAUGACACUGAUGAAUCAGAUGAAGAUGAUGUGCAACCUGUUUUUGACUUAAAGGGUGUGGAUGAUGAAAGUGAAGAAGAUGAAGAUACAGAAGACGAUGAAGAGGAGUCUGGCAAUGGACUUACCGCAAAAAUGAUUAGGCAGAAGAAAUAUCUAAGGCAAAAGUUUGGUGAUGGUGACGAUGAAAUGGCUGAUGAUGAUGACAAGGAUAAAGAUGAGGAAGACAAAAGGAUCACAUGGGGUGGAAGAAGGGGAAUAUACCAUAGUGUUGAUAAUGUGGAUUUUGAGCUCCAAUCAAGUGAUGAUGAAGACCUUAAAGCUGAAGAAGCAGAGGUGAUAAGACUACGGACAGAACAACUUUCAUCCAUUACAGCUGCUGACGCUGGGUUAGACGACGAUAGUGAAGAAGAGAGCGACAGGGAAUUAACCAUGGAGGAAAUUCCUGUCAAAGGCAAGCAGGCUACAAAAUCCACCAAAGAUAAGAAAGAGAAGGGUGAUAAGGACACACAUGUGGAAGAGAUCAAGAAAGACAUAAACUCUUUGUCAAAAGAAGAGCAAAUGGAUGUAGUAUAUAGUUCUGCUCCGGAAAUAGUUGGUCUUUUGUCCGAGUUGAAUGAUGCAGUCAAAGAGCUUGAGAGUAAGAUAAAUCCGGUUAUGAGUAAGUUAAAGGAAGGAGGAAUUGCUUUGAGUGGUGUAACAAGGUACCUGGAGGUUAAGCAGCUUCUGCUACUGGCCUAUUGCCAAUCUAUAACAUUUUAUCUUCUACUCAAAGCUGAAGGGCAGCCUAUCCGUGAUCAUCCGGUCCUUGCCCGUCUUGUAGACAUCAAAUCUUUAUUAGAUAAGAUUAAAGAACUUGAUGGAGAGCUUCCUCCUGGAUUUGAGGAGUCCCUAGCGAGAACUAUUGCUGAUGGAACAGUGCCAAAGGUGGUCAAAGAAGAUCAGCUCCCGUCACCUGUCUCUGAUUUAGUAGUUAGAAUCACGCAAGACACAGCCGAGCCAAUGAAAAUUGACAAAUCGAGAGAAGAAAAGAAGAAAAAAGGAGAGAAACGCAAGCAUCAGAAUGAUCAGGUUGAUAUGCAAAGUGAGGAAAUGUUAAAACUUCGAGCAGCUCUAGAGGGAAAACUUAGAAGCAACGGAGUCCUUGGUUCUACUGUAUCAAAGUCUGAUAAAGCUAAAAAACGCCAGAAAUUAGCGAAUAGGAAGCUAGAGACUUUCGAUGAUUAUGUGGAUGAUGCAGACAAUAGCACACACGAUGGAAAAGCUUAUAAGCUCACCAAGCUUGUGUCCACCAAACGGAAGCCCAAGACUGUUUCUGGAGAUGAUGAUUUACCGCAAAGGGAUGAUAUUGGUGAACGGCGUAGAAAGUUUGAGCUCAGAGUUUUGGCGGGAGCUGGUGUGAAGUCAGAGGAAGAUGGCAGGAAUGAAAGUGGGAGAUUUGCAUCAGAUGACGACAAUGAUCACGAUGGUUAUAAUAAUGACAUGGUUGAUAAUGAUGGUGAAUCAGAAGGCUCAGAAGAUGAAUUUUACAAACAAGUGAAACAGAAACAAGAAGCUAAACGAGCUGCCAAAGCAGAGAUUUACUCAAGAAAACCACAUUUGCUCUCGUCAUCGCCAGAACAAGUGGAUGGAAAACGACUGAUUACACCUCAGAUAUAUGGCAACAGAGGAUUGACCCGGCAACGCAACAAGGAUCGUAAAAACCCAAGAAAGAAUUACCGGGAUAAGCACAGUAAAAAAGUCAAAGAUCGACAAGGACAGGUCAGAAAUAUGAGGAAACAAAAGGGUCCAUAUUCAGGAGAAGCUAGCGGUAUCAAUCCCAACACAAGCCGGAGCAUCCGAAUCAAGAGCUAACCUCCUCUUCCUAUGUCCCCCCCAAAUUUUUCUAUAUGCAUGCUUCUUUUUGCUGUUGUAUUAUCUUCUUUUCUGGAUGGAUCUUCUACUUUUCAUUUUCUCUUCUUCAAACUAAGCAAAUCAUUGAUUGUUUUGCAAUUUUUGAUGUUUUUUUUUUUUGGUUUAAAUCUGUUGUCUCACAUUUGUAUUUCUAAGGAAGGAAAAAACUUGCUUUUCUAACUA
Messenger RNA from Capsella rubella, 2356 nucleotides. RefSeq names its product something about silencing protein 10. The record is from RefSeq and is a predicted model, not a curated record. Gene Ontology annotation, biological process: maturation of SSU-rRNA from tricistronic rRNA transcript (SSU-rRNA, 5.8S rRNA, LSU-rRNA). Bases 146 to 2134 code for a protein of 662 amino acids. Gene Ontology annotation, cellular component: small-subunit processome; nucleolus. The transcript has 16 exons. NCBI's taxonomy places the organism in Eukaryota, Viridiplantae, Streptophyta, Magnoliopsida, Brassicales, Brassicaceae.